Gongylonema pulchrum is the source of this 304-nucleotide messenger RNA. NCBI's taxonomy places the organism in Eukaryota, Metazoa, Nematoda, Chromadorea, Rhabditida, Gongylonematidae. The record is from the annotation of a GenBank genome assembly.
UCAGAACGCAAUUCUUUUCGAUAUUUUGCCAUGCGGACCUGGAUCCUCCCUGGAAGAGCUUAAAUUAAUCAUAUCAUGUGCUCAUUACUUGAGGGCCAAUUUUGGUGAAGGAAGCGCCGGUGUAAUAGCCACUGCUGAGACCGAACUUAUCAGACGCUUAUACCAGUGCUGGGAGCACGCUUAUUUGGAAACGGUGCUUGAAUUUUUGGACAUCUCUCAGAAGUACGCACUAAAGAAUUUACGAGAGCUUGCCCUGAAUGUGGUCGCAGAUCGACACUACGUCGCAUUCAGGUUACCCCCUUAG